Molecule: messenger RNA, 1211 nt
Organism: Camelina sativa (false flax)
Lineage: Eukaryota; Viridiplantae; Streptophyta; Magnoliopsida; Brassicales; Brassicaceae
Product: branched-chain-amino-acid aminotransferase 1, mitochondrial
Biological process (GO): branched-chain amino acid metabolic process
Molecular function (GO): branched-chain-amino-acid:2-oxoglutarate transaminase activity
Source: RefSeq, a predicted model, not a curated record
CUCAAACACGUUCGUGGGGUUAAAAGUGUUAAACUCUUCUUGUGGUGGUGUUAACUUAUAACUCUUUUAACCUUCGACGCGUGAGGAUGCAGAGUAUGCUGAUGUUAAUUGGGACAAACUCGGAUUCGGUCUUGUACGGACAGAUUAUAUGUUCGCCACCAGAAGUUGCAGCGAGGGAAACUUCGAACAGGGUUACCUUAGCCGUUACGGCAACAUCGAGCUAAACCCUGCUGCUGGAAUUCUCAACUAUGGCCAGGGACUAAUCGAGGGGAUGAAAGCGUACAGAGGAGAAGACGGUAAGGUUCUUCUCUUCCGUCCAGAACUAAACGCGAUGCGUAUGAAGAUAGGAGCUGAGAGAAUGUGUAUGCAUUCUCCCUCUGUUCAACACUUUAUUGAAGGUGUUAAGCAGACCGUUCUUGCUAACAGGCGUUGGGUUCCUCCUCCUGGAAAAGGCUCAUUGUAUCUCAGACCGUUGUUGUUUGGAAGCGGAGCAAGCUUGGGUGUGGCUGCAGCGCCAGAAUUCACGUUUCUUGUGUUUGGCUCUCCUGUUCAAAACUAUUUUAAGGAAGGCACAGCGGCGUUGAACCUGUACGUGGAGGAGGUAAUUCCACGCGCCUAUCUUGGAGGAACUGGUGGCGUAAAGGCAAUUUCAAAUUACGGUCCGGUGCUUGAGGCGAUGAGAAGAGCGAAAUCAAGAGGGUUUUUGGAUGUUCUGUAUCUUGAUGCAGAGACGGGGAAGAACAUAGAAGAAGUCUCUGCUUCUAAUAUAUUCCUUGUGAAGGAGAAUACAAUAGUGACUCCAGCUACUAACGGAACAAUUCUAGGAGGGAUCACGCGUAAGAGCGUCAUCGAAAUCGCCCUUGACCUUGGUUACAAGGUGGAUGAACGAACCGUUGCGGUCGAAGAACUGAAGGAAGCAAGAGAAGUUUUCUGCACUGGAACUGCCACUGGGGUUGCUUCUGUUGGAAGCAUCACGUUUCAGAACACAAGGAUUGAGUACAAAGUGGGAGAUGCGCUUGUUACACAGCAACUUCGAUCUAUUCUGGUGGGAAUACAAACUGGUUCUAUCCAAGACACUAAGGAUUGGGUUAUGGAGAUUGCCUAAAGUUUUUUUUUAAUAUAAGAAUGUUGCUUUUGAAAUUAUCUAUAAGUUAUUGUUAUAAGUAAAAACUGUAUUGCAGUUGCAUAUAAUCCUAAGUUCAGAUUUGCUU